UCAACGAAUGAAUUGAUUAAUGAAGAAUUGGGAAUAGCCUAUCCAAUCAUUGAUGGGAUUCCUAACAUGAUUCCACAGGCAGCAAGGAUGACACAUCAAAAUAAGAAGCCAGAAGAAACAAAGCAGCAGUAGAAGAACAUUCUUACAAGCCACAGCGGCCACAUGCUCUUGAACAGCAUAUCCCUUUUGAAACCUGGUGGCAGGUAGUCAGUGGGAGGAGACAAUGUUCCUUUCUCUUCCUACGCUCACCGUCCUCAUCCCGCUGAUUUCUCUGGCAGGACUUUUCUACUCGGCCUCUGUGGAGGAAGACUUCCCGCAGGGCUGCACCAGCACGAGCAGCCUCUGCUUCUACAGCCUGCUCCUGCCCAUUACUAUCCCAGUGUACGUGUUCUUCCACCUUUGGACCUGGAUGGGAAUUAAACUCUUCAGGCACAACUAGGGCCACCAGAGCCAUGCUGCGUUCUGGGUGCUCGUCUCUGAACGUUCAGCUAGGUGCAAAUGCUGGAGACCCAUUUCCUCGGCAGCCAAGCUGCUUCUCCCUUCUCAGGAAGGAGCCUGCCAGAGACUACAGCUGCGGAAGCUGCUUCCAUGGUCCUAGAGCUGAGGGCCGUAACUGGUGUCAGAAGGAGCAUCUCCCCUUGCCAUCGUCUCCCAUCUCCUGAUCGGUUCUCCCUGCAUUUAUCUGAAAGUCAUUUGUAAUUUUGUUUGUUUAGCUUCUGGGUUGCUGGGAAAGUCACAUGGUAGGCAUGACUGAAAUAAUCCCAAAGGACCUGUGUUGGUUGUAGAAAAAGGCAUUUGAACUAAAACUGUGUAAUGGAAAUUUCAUGUACUGAACAAAAAUUCUGAGCUUGUAAAUCUUUUUGGUACCAAAUGCUUAUAUAAUUACUAAUAAAAUAAGAUGCUAAUUUACCAUUAAA
This is a messenger RNA of Ochotona curzoniae (black-lipped pika), 917 nucleotides long. RefSeq names its product phosphatidylinositol glycan anchor biosynthesis class Y (gene PIGY). The record is from RefSeq and is a predicted model, not a curated record. The transcript has a single exon. NCBI's taxonomy places the organism in Eukaryota, Metazoa, Chordata, Mammalia, Lagomorpha, Ochotonidae. Bases 224 to 439 code for a protein of 71 amino acids.